Messenger RNA from Dendroctonus ponderosae (mountain pine beetle), 1902 nucleotides. RefSeq lists its product as uncharacterized. Lineage: Eukaryota; Metazoa; Arthropoda; Insecta; Coleoptera; Curculionidae. The transcript is spliced from 3 exons. The record is from RefSeq and is a predicted model, not a curated record. The coding region runs from base 190 to 1791 and encodes 533 amino acids.
AUUGAAAACAGUUACUCUCGAUUGAAUGUACCGAUAUAUUCCAUUAGCGCCCCUAUAGUAUGCGAUACAGUUAGUUCCUCAUGGCAAAUUAUAGGGGACUGGCGAUUAACGUAGUUGAACAACUUGUAAAUUUGCACUUUAACUACUUCUUAGUACAAAUCAGUGUGGUGUGAGUGGCACUGAGUGAAAAUGUAUGAGGUGUAUGCCCUAAUUGCAAGCCUUUUGCUACCCACAGGGUUAAUAGGAUUUCUGUACUUUUUGUAUUAUAUCAAGUAUUCGAGUCACCGAAUUUUAUGGACGUUAAUUUUUGAAAACAUCGCGACCAUUCUUUUGGGAGUUUUCUAUUUGUACAGUGCAGUUAUUCUGUCCCAAACUUUUGUGAGCAAUGACACCGAUUGGUUAGACAACAACAUUGACGAUCUGGCCAUUGUUAAUGGCACUAUUUCCGAACCAGAUGCUGAAUCUUUUUAUCCUGCCACUGCAGCUGAGGAUCACAACAAUGAAAUAGAGGAAACAAGAAACAGCAAAGCCAAAAGCACGUCUAAUGAUUUUCUUCGUGCCUACCAUACAUUGAUUUGGACCUCUAUCAAGAAAUAUAAACAGAAUGGAACUCGAGAAGACAGGGGUUUAUUUCGAAACAUAUUGAAUUACGCCAGGGAAUUGAAAGACAAAACUACAACAGAUAUUCUGGAAAGCCACGAUUGUUUUUUGAGAAUGUUUCUCUAUCAAGGCCUAUUAGUGUAUUCCUUCAUAACCAGCGCGAUUUCCCUGAUAAACACCUGCCAAAUUUGCAACCAAUGUCCUGAAUUAACAUCAGAAGAAAUAGCCAAAACCACUGAAGGCCCCAUGCAAUCUACAGAAACAGAAAAUAGUUCCGGAACUUUUGGAGAGAAAAUAGUUCAUGAUUGCGAUGAAAUUUCCCAUGCAAACACGAACCCAGUGGGGCCGUUGUUUCAGACCGAUAGCAUCGAAAGUUCCUCUACAAACCUGGACGUAUUUACGGUGAAAAAACUGUCUCAAGUGAAUCUGUCUAAUCAGCCUGAAGCAGCAAACUAUUGCAAGACAGUUAAAACGCCACUACAGGAAAAGCCUUAUAUUACCGCUGGAAAAUGUGUGACGCUUUUAGUGCUUCCGGUAGUUUCGGUGCUGAUUUUAUAUGUUUUGAUGAAAAACGGCGUUGUAAUGAAUGAAGUGGAACACGAUAAUUUCGACGUGAAUUUCCUGCCGAAUUUUAACGAAACCACUUCUAACAUGCAGGCGGACAAUAUUUUUAAAGACUUAAACCCUCAAAGCGCUACUGAAUUGGAAAUAACUCACAUAUUAAAAAAUGUUUAUAAAGUAAUCAACUCAGUUCAGGAAAGUCAAAAGGAUACCAAAAUGCCGAUAGUGACAGGACAGUAUUUAUCCAAACUGAAAACUCGCAACUCGACCAACUUUACUAAAGAAUGUAUUGGCAACGAAUCCAACCUGAAAACUUUCGAUUUUGCAAUUUUUGUGCUCGCCUUUUUCGCAGUUCUCUUUUACACAAAAACCAGCGAGAUGAAAUUGUCGAACCCAACAUCCAAGACUAAAAUAAACAAAUGCAUUUGGGCCUUUUCCAUGAUGUGGAGCCCGGGAAUAAUAGACCUGAUUGUUUCCAGAAUGCUCACUACUAGAGAACCAAACGUUAUAUCAGCAUUGCUCCUAUUGCUAGGAAACAUGGACAGAUUGUACUCCACAAAACAAAAUAUCGACAUUUAUAAAAUGUAUGGCAAAGCAAACACGUUUGUAAACCCAAUUUCGAAAAGCUAAGUAAUAUCUACUGUGUUAUUUAUACGAGUUAAAAACGCAAGCAAAUAGUAAUACAUUUCGACUAAUGCAAUAUUAAGAUUUUAAAUAAUAAACUUUUUAAAUAUUUUUUAA